CCUUUCCAAAAAAUCUACGGAACGGUGACUUGUGUUGCAACUUGUCCGAACCGGAAGUUGCAAGGCAGUCCGAGCAUAUUUAUACCCAAUGAAGUUUUCCACACGUGAUUGUACACCCGCCGUAAAGUCACAGACCGACCAAGCGCAACCGUGAGGACGCUGGUUGCAACCUUUUUUUGGGAUCGGGAAACAACGCACACACACAUGGAGGGAAAGCACGCACGAUCACCUACCGACUUUUUGAACUCGGCCAUUGGUCACCGUGUUAUUGUAAAAUUGAACUCUGGCAUUGAUUAUAAAGGCGUUCUUGCUUGCUUGGAUGGCUACAUGAAUAUUGCUUUGGAAGGUACCGAAGAGUACGUUGAUGGAAAACUGAAAAACAGAUAUGGCGAUACCUUCAUUCGAGGCAACAACGUGUUGUACAUCAGUGCCGAAAAAUCAGCAUGAUUAAACUACCUCGUCUCUAUGUUUCCUUUUUUUUUCGAUUUCUAUCAUCCUUCAAUGAUUAAAUAUUACAGUCACUCGCAAGAC
This is a messenger RNA of Radiomyces spectabilis, 531 nucleotides long. RefSeq names its product U6 snRNA-associated Sm-like protein LSm6. The record is from RefSeq and is a predicted model, not a curated record. Gene Ontology annotation, molecular function: RNA binding. The transcript has 3 exons. Gene Ontology annotation, cellular component: U6 snRNP; sno(s)RNA-containing ribonucleoprotein complex; U4/U6 x U5 tri-snRNP complex. Gene Ontology annotation, biological process: mRNA splicing, via spliceosome; maturation of SSU-rRNA. Bases 205 to 447 code for a protein of 80 amino acids. Lineage: Eukaryota; Fungi; Mucoromycota; Mucoromycetes; Mucorales; Radiomycetaceae.